Maudiozyma saulgeensis is the source of this 1593-nucleotide messenger RNA. NCBI's taxonomy places the organism in Eukaryota, Fungi, Ascomycota, Saccharomycetes, Saccharomycetales, Saccharomycetaceae. The record is from the annotation of a GenBank genome assembly.
AUGAAUAUUGAAACAGAAACGAAGGCUAGGUCUACGAGAUCUUCUGCCUCCAUUGAUAAUCAGAUCCCUCCUACGUUUGAAUUUGAUUUUUCACAUGAGAUUGAUCCUGAUAGAGGAUUGCAAUGUUUGUCUCGUGGUUUGCAAAGAAACUCUUCAUCUCCUAAUGAUACUAGCAUACAAAAUACCAGAACGUCUAUUUCCAAGAUGGUUUUAAAGAUUGAAGAUAAUGUUAUAACUAAAAAAAAUGAUGCUGACAAAAUAGUGACAGUGGAUUCACUUCCGGAUACUCUUUAUUAUGCAUUUCAUAAAAAAAUGUUACGACAAGAAAAUCGAAUGAUUGAAUCGGAUAUUAAUGAAAGUUAUGAGACGGCAGAACAUUUGGAACAAUUGUAUAAUAAAUUAGAAAUUGUAACAUGGCCUACAGCUUUAGCUAAGAUGACUAAGAUUAAUGAUCCAACUGAUAUGGGUGAAUUAAAUGAAAAGAGACAAAUGACGAUGGAUAAGAUCAUGAAUAUGUUAGAUAAAUAUAAUUUAAUGAAUGAACAUGCAUCCAUAUUACAAAAACAUAAAUCUAAAUUUAAAAUUAACCCAUUGAUUGAUUAUUCAAAAAUAUACAGAACUGUUGAUCAUUUACUUUUAGACAAUUAUGAAAGUUCUUCAGAUGAAGAUGAGGAAGAGCUUACAACUGAACAAAUACGAGCUCAUAGACUUAAAAAGAGGACAAAAACUUGUGGUGGAGUUAUCACAAUAGGUUUAAAAACAAGAGAAUUAAGAGAGCAAUUCGCAAUAAUAGCACAACCUUUGAAGACACCUUAUGUUAUUAAAUUAACAACAAAGGAGAGAGACCAAUUAUCUGCUAAUCAACCCUUAAGAAGAGUUUUUAAAUAUUCCAGGACUUUAAAAAAUAGUUUGGCGAAAUUAAAACAUCGUGAAGCAAUUCCAGUGACUAUGACAGUUAAUGAAAAAAAAAGAAAAUCAUUGAUUAAUCAAUAUAAUAUUGAAAAUGGUAUUGAAGAUAUUGUUACAGAAAUAGAUCCACCAUUACACCACAUUAUACAUACACCAUCAACUUCAGAAACUAAUUCAAGGAUAAAUGAAACGUUCAAUACAGUGCGUACCUCAACUACACAACAGGUACAAUAUAUUCAGUUGGAAGAUCAAAUAAAACCAGGACCUAUAUUUUCAAGUCAACAACAACCACAAGCAGUUCGGGUUUCACAACAGGUCCUACCUGUUCUAAAAAAUCCUUCCAAAGUUAAACCCCAACCUGAAACAUCUCAUAACCAAUUACAAAUUAAAGUUCAUAACCAACAAGUAUUGACCGGAAAUAAACCUGGGUUGUCAAAAUUGCAGGAACAACUUAAAACCCAAUUUUAUUCGUCGAAAACUAAUGGAAUAGAUGAUAAACAAAUUUUAAACCAACAGCAUAUAAACUCGUUCCAACACCAACCUUAUUUACAUGUAUGUAAUGGAAGUUCGAUUUUGAAUAAGUCACACUCAACCAAUAUAACGCCUUCUAUAAGAGGUAUUCCAGGGAAACAGCAACCAAAUAUCUUAAUUCCACAUAAAAAAGUGAAGAUCCAGAAGCCUUAG